Messenger RNA from Notothenia coriiceps (black rockcod), 3407 nucleotides. RefSeq names its product zinc finger protein 36, C3H type-like 2 (gene zfp36l2). The coding region runs from base 200 to 1486 and encodes 428 amino acids. The record is from RefSeq and is a predicted model, not a curated record. NCBI's taxonomy places the organism in Eukaryota, Metazoa, Chordata, Actinopteri, Perciformes, Nototheniidae. Gene Ontology annotation, molecular function: metal ion binding; mRNA binding. The transcript has 2 exons.
GCGGACAGUGAAGCACUCCGGCUCAGCGCUUCUCGAGGGGAGGACAUAAAGCCACCUACAACUCCACCAUACAAACCUAUCCCCCUUUUUUCCCUUCAUUUUCUACGGACUUAAACUGAACACAAACUUUUUCCACAACCAAAACCAGUCGUGGCACAAACUACCGCACGUAGCGUUCAAGGAUCCUGGUCGGUCCUCCAUGAAAGAGGGAGUGCAGCAAACUUGGGGAAACGAGAUGUCUGCGACAGUCUUGUCUGCGUUCUACGACAUGGACAUGCUUUAUAAGCAAGAUAAAAGCAUGAACAUGAACGCCAUCCACAUCAACAGCAUGCUGGACAAGAAAGCUGUGGGGGCUCCGGUCACAUCUCCGGGCUCCGGUAGCCCCUUCUCGCCGGGAUUUUUCCGCAGAAACUCAACCAGCAACGUGGAGGCAAUGAACAACGGUAACAAAUACUCCAUGGGCUCCUACAGCAGCCUGAAGGAGAACAUACCAACCUGCAACAGCACCGCCACGGCCCUUAUGAACAAGGAGAACAAGUUCCGCGACCGCGCUUACAGCGACAACGGAGACCGGGGCCUGCUGCAGCAGAAGCCCGGCUCUCAGAUCAACUCCACCCGCUACAAGACAGAGCUGUGCAGGCCAUUUGAGGAAAACGGGUCUUGCAAGUACGGGGAGAAGUGUCAGUUCGCUCACGGCUACCAUGAGUUGAGGAGCUUGUCCCGCCACCCUAAGUACAAAACAGAGCCGUGCCGCACCUUCCACACCAUCGGCUUCUGCCCGUACGGUCCCCGGUGUCACUUUAUACACAACGCCGAAGAGCGCCGGUCCCCUCCGCCCACCAACGCUAACAUGCAGGCCGGGGAGUCCCGCUCAGCCCGCGAGCUGUGCGGCUACGGGCAGAGGGACAUCCUGCCGCCGCAGCUCGGCUACACCCAGAGGGACAGACCAAAGCUUCACCACAGCCUCAGUUUCUCCGGGUUCUCCACCCACCACGGACUCGAGUCUCCCCUGCUCGACAGUCCCAUGUCCCGGACCCCUCCUCCCCCUACCACCACCUCCUCCUGCACGUCCACCUCCAGCUUCUACGAGGACGUGUUGUCUCCUAACUCCAUGUCCUGCAUCAACAGUGCCUUCUCUUUCCCUGGACAGGACUUAAAAGCCUUACUGGCUCCCCUGGCUGUGCACACCCCCAGUGGCUACGCCAACAACCACUCCACCAGUGCCUACUACGGGAACAUGCAGAGCAGCCAGUGCCCUCCCUCCCCUCCGACCUACAACAUGAGCCACUUGCAGGCGCUGCGCCGCCUCAGCGGGUCGCCAGUGUUCGAGCCUCCUCCCAGCCCACCAAACUCGCUCUCUGACCGGGAAAGCUAUGCGAGCGGGUCCCUCAGCUCUUCCGGGAGCCUCAGCGGCUCCGAGUCCCCGAGUCUGGACGCUGGAAGGCGUUUGCCAAUCUUCAGCAGGCUGUCGAUUUCAGAUGACUAAUCGUUUUUUUGUUUUCUUAUGGAUUUAUGGACGGGUCAGGCAGGGUGGUUAAUUAAAGGACCCGGGGAGUGUCAGUGAGUGAGCUAGACUGUCCUUCAAGGAGAGGAACCAAGUUAAACCUCCUCCAUCCCAUUUCAGCUACAACCACCCUGCCGAUGUGCCUUAGUGUAAGACAUUGAUUCUCUACCAGCUCCAGGGGUGCUGACCCUGCUCUGACCUCCCUGGAGGGGGGCAAGAGAAGAGAAUGUCACCCACAGGGAUCAAUAAAGCUUCAGACAGUUUAAAGUGUGCUUGACCUGGCAUUAGUUAGUCUUUUUUUUCCUUGUAUGUAAUAUAGCUGUAUUAAAACUUAGAUAGCAAACAGAAGGCAUUCCAUCAGUGCCUUGCCCGAGGGCUCAUGGCAGCCCCUCUCCCUUUUUGCUCUAUCAGGCAAGCCACACUUUUCCUGGGAUUAGAUGUGUGGGUAACAUGACUUGACAAGAAGAAGAGACUGUAAGCAGUUUUCAGAUUUCCUCCCAUCCUGCCAAGAAUAUGCCUUGACUCAAAGUAACAUUUUUUUCUUUAUCAAAGUGUUUGUUUUUUCUUUUUCUUCUCUGAAAGCUUCAACUUCCAUUCCAGACCUGUCUUUUCCCAGCGCCACCCAGUGGUUCGUUUGGUUAGUCUAGUUUGUUGCUUGGAUAAAAAGCACUCUUGAGUAGGGUUUGUUUGUGGAAAUCACUGCUGAUGGUUGAAUAUAUAUAUUAUUAUUUUUUUUAGCUGUUUUUGAGUGAUUGACAUAGCUGUGCAUAACUGGCUAUGGACUAUUUAACUUAUUUAUUAUCUUGUGAAAAAAGUAUAGGCUACAUUGGUCAUUUGUGUCCAUACUGUAUUUAUCAAGUAUGAUGAAGCAAUAGAUCUAUAUUCUUUUAUGUUUAAAUUAUGAUCGCCAUUAUUAAUCUGCAUAAAGUGGAGUGUAUGUUCUUUUCACAGUAAUAUAUAUAUAUUUUGUUUUUUUUUCUCCUUUUUUUGUAACUUCACUUGGUUAUUUUUAUUGUAAAUGAGUAAAAAAAAUCUUAAUUUAAGAGACCGUAUGUGAUAUUUAUUUCAUUAAUUUUGUUUCCUUGUUUACGUUUAUUAAAAAAAGUUUGCGUGAUUGCUGUUUGCUCCUGAGGUUGUGUGUCAGUGCUGUAGAAGGCUUUUUCUGUCUUUUUUUUGUGGAGGAUCCCUAUUUAGAUGUUUCUGUAGAAUGUAUAAACGAUGUGGUUGUACAGACCGUCCAAACCUUACUUCUUUUGUUGAUCUACAUCAGACUUCAGCGACAAAGAAUCCAAGUCAAUAAAUUAACCAAAAAGUAUUUUUGUUUUUCUCUCUGUUUGCACGAGGUCACACUGUGAUUCCAGCCACGUGCUAAAGAAUGUAGCAUCCCUUGUGCCCCAGUAUUCUUAUGAUGUAGUGCCUAUGGGGUUCACCAUCUUGACAUGCCUUAAAAUUAACCAAAUAAAGUAUUUUUCCUACAUGGCAUCUUUUAUACAUAGGUUGAACUGAAUGUAGUGUUGAAUUCUGAAUAUCUUUAAGGUUGUUACCACUCAGACACUCUGAAAAAACAACCGAAACUGUUCUAAAUCCCCAUUCCUCUUAUUUCCUGUAGCUCUGUUUCUUUUUUUAUUGAUGUUGAAAUCUAGUCUGAGUCUUGAGUUUGCUGGAGAGGGAAGUGGAUGAACACGUUUGGUUUGUACAUAGUAGGUACAGGGGGAUGCGCACUAUGUACUUUUGACUACUUUAUCAGAAGUAAAGCUUUUUGAAUGUAACAAAACGGACAAAAAGACAACGAGAGUUGUUAUAUUUUUUGGGGAGUCAGUUCACUACAAAUUGAGUGUGAGACUGUUAACUUUGUACUGUACAUUUUAUUGUAGUUCUCCCAAUAAAAAUCAUUUUGAAAAAG